Molecule: messenger RNA, 495 nt
Organism: Guillardia theta CCMP2712
Lineage: Eukaryota; Cryptophyceae; Pyrenomonadales; Geminigeraceae
Exons: 3
Coding region: 1-495 (164 amino acids)
Source: RefSeq, a predicted model, not a curated record
AUGGGAGAUGAAGCCAAGGAUGGCGUAGGAGGGCUAGCAGAAGCCAAGGAUGGCGUAGGAGGGCUAGCAGAAGCCAAGGAUGGCGUAGGAGGGCUAGCAGAAGCCAAGGAUGGCGUAGGAGGGCUAGCAGAAGCCAAGGAUGGCGUAGGAGGGCUAGCAGAAGCCAAGGAUGGCGUAGGAGGGCUAGCAGAAGCCAAGGAUGGCGUAGGAGGGCUAGCUGAAGCCAAGGAUGGCGUAGGAGGGCUAGCUGAAGCCAAGGAUGGCGUAGGAGGGCUAGCAGAAGCCAAGGAUGGCGUAGGAGGGCUAGCUGAAGCCAAGGAUGGCGUAGGAGGGCUAGCAGAAGCCAAGGAUGGCGUAGGAGGGCUAGCAGAAGCCAAGGAUGGCGUAGGAGGGCUAGCAGAAGCCAAGGAUGGCGUAGGAGGGCUAGCAGAAGCCAAGGAUGGCGUAGGAGGGCUAACAGACCAGGUGCAGAAGCUUGGAAUGAAUGCGAGGUGA